AUGGACACGCUUCACGCAAAGGCCGAGUGGGAGCGUGUUGGUGAGCGCUGGUUUCGCAAGACGCAGCAGUACACGUCCAUUUUCGACGAGAGCUUGGACCUGGACACAUACAUUGUCACCGGCGCUCCCUACGCAGGCGCUCUCGCCCUGUGGCCGGACGAGACAAAGCUACAGGCCCACCAGCCUGGCAAGUCGUCCAAGCCAUCCAUAGACAUAUACAGCCUCGCCGGGCAGAAGCUCCGCAGCAUAUCAUGGGAUCAGGGCUCCAUCAAGGGCCUGGGCUGGUCCGACGCCGAGACGCUGCUCGUCGUGGCCGCUGAUGGCCAUGUCCGCUGCUACGACCUGCAGGGCGACUUUAGCUUCUUUUCGCUAGGCCACGGCGCCGACAACUAUGGUGUUGAAUCCUGCCGCUUCUACAACAGUGGCAUGGUGGCUUUACUCGGCAACAAUACGCUCGUCACAGUGGCUUCGUACUCGGAGCCGCGGCCCAAGCUCCUCGCCACGCCGCCAAGCGGCGAAAUCGGCGCCUGGGCCAUUGUGCCGCCAGCCUAUACGCUCUCGCGCUCUGUUGAGGUUCUGCUGAGCAUCGAGGCUACCGUGUACAUCCUCGAUGCCGCAGACUGCGAGGAUCGUCUCCCUGACUUUGGCUCGCUGAGCCACAUAAGCGUGUCACCCGACGGCCGCUUCGUGACGCUCUAUGCCAGCGACGGCAAGGCGCACGUCACGUCGAGCGACCUACAGGAUCUCGAAUUUGUCCACGAGUCUGAUUCCAAGACGCCGCCGCAGUAUGUUGAGUGGUGUGGCUCCGAUGCUAUUAUUGCUUGGGAAGACGAGGUCCAUAUCAUAGGGCCUAAUGAUCAGUCUGCUUCAUAUAUCUACGAUAGUACACGAGUCCAUGUCAUCUCUGAACCUGAUGGUGCUCGUUUGAUAACGAAUGACUUUUGUGAAUUCCUCGAAAGAGUACCAGAUGCCACGAUUCAGGCUUUUGGUGCAGCGACAGAAUCGUCACCGGCGUCGAUAUUGCUGGACGCCGUGGGUCAACUGGAGCUGGAAUCACCAAAGGCAGAUGACUACAUCCAGCUCAUCAGGCCCAAUUUAACAGAAGCAGUGGACACGUGCGUCAAUGCCGCCGGGCGUGAGCUCGACACCAACUGGCAGAAGCGCCUCCUUAAGGCAGCUUCCUUUGGCAAGUCAGUGCUUGAUAUAUAUAACAGCGAUGAUUUUGUGGACAUGUGCACAACCUUACGCGUGCUGAACGCCGUCCGCUUCUACAAAAUCGGCAUUCCCAUUUCUUUCGAGCAAUACCAACAGCUGACACCCGAGCGUCUCAUCAACCGCCUUUUGACACGGCAUGAGUACCAGCUGGCUCUCAAGAUUGCCUCGUACUUGAAGUUGCCCUCUGAUGGGAUAUAUACGCACUGGGCGUCCUCAAAGGUACGCAUUGGCACGGAAGACGACGAUAGUGUUUGCAGGCUAGUCGUGGAGCGCCUUUCAGGCAAGUCGGGCAUCUCUUUUGAAGAGAUAGCUCGUGCUGCGCACCAUGAAGGCCGCAGCAGAUUGGCGACCGAACUUCUGAAUCACGAACCCCGAGGAGGCAAGCAGGUACCGCUCUUGCUCGACAUGGAAGAAGAUGAGCUCGCGCUGGACAAGGCUGUUGAGAGUGGAGAUACAGACUUGAUUUUAUUUGUCUUGCAGCACUUGAAGAGCAAAACAGCGCCUUCGCAAUUUUUUCGCAUCAUCAACUCGCGGCCUGUGGCAACGGCACUCGUCGAGUCAUCGGCAGUGCAAAAGGGCGACAAUGCCAUGCUGAAAGACUUGUACUAUCAGGAUGAUCGCCGUGUCGACGGCGCCAAUGUGUUUGUUCGGGAGUCGCUUCAGCAAUCAGAUGUGCGAACAACGGUAGACAAGCUGGCUCUUGCCGGGAAGCUGCUGUCCGACGCCAAAGAGGCUGCUGUGGAAGCCCACGCUAUCAAAGAAGCUACGGCGCUAUUACGCAUGCAGGAGGCUCUUGACCGGGAUCUGGCAGAAAGGUUUUACGGUUUGAGCGUCAACGAGACCAUGGCCAAGCUCAUCCAACUAGGCUACAACGGGCGAGCCAAGAAGAUUCAGAGCGAAUUUCGGGUUCCCGACAAGGUGGCGUGGUGGAUUCGGCUGCAGGCCCUCAUUGCGAAGCGCGAGUGGAAUGAGAUUGAGGAUAUCGCCAAGGCAAAGAAGAGCCCCAUUGGUUGGAAGCCCUUUUACAAACUCACCCUCCAGGCAGGGAACCCACGACUAGCGGCGCAGUUUGUGCCCAAGUGCACGGGUCUGGAACCGGGCGAGGCGAUGGAAAUGUACGAGGCGUGCGGCAUGCGCGUCAAGGCCGCCGAGGAGGCGGUGCGGCUCAAGGAUGCCGAGUCGUGGCAGCGCUUGCUGGAGCUAGCGGGUCGCGGCACGCAGGAAGGGCGCGAGAUUGAGCGCCUGGGAAGCACAGUUUUCAAAUAG
Beauveria bassiana ARSEF 2860 is the source of this 2481-nucleotide messenger RNA. RefSeq names its product vacuolar protein sorting vps16. Gene Ontology annotation, biological process: endosomal transport; vacuole fusion, non-autophagic; intracellular protein transport. Gene Ontology annotation, molecular function: actin binding. Lineage: Eukaryota; Fungi; Ascomycota; Sordariomycetes; Hypocreales; Cordycipitaceae. The record is from RefSeq and is a predicted model, not a curated record. The transcript is spliced from 5 exons. The coding region runs from base 1 to 2481 and encodes 826 amino acids. Gene Ontology annotation, cellular component: lysosomal membrane; HOPS complex; cytoplasm.